This is a messenger RNA of Canis lupus familiaris (dog), 9280 nucleotides long. It is a transcript of the gene CDS2, whose product is annotated as CDP-diacylglycerol synthase 2. The record is from RefSeq and is a predicted model, not a curated record. Gene Ontology annotation, molecular function: phosphatidate cytidylyltransferase activity. Gene Ontology annotation, cellular component: endoplasmic reticulum membrane. Lineage: Eukaryota; Metazoa; Chordata; Mammalia; Carnivora; Canidae.
GGUCCUGCGAGCCGCUCGCGCGGGGCGGGGCAGGGCGGCCGAGCGGAGUCCGCGCGCGCCCGCGCUGAGCUGCACGCUCCGGCGGCUGCGCUGCUCCCCUGCAGCGACGUCGCGCCGGGGUCCCCAAGCAUGACCGAGCUGAGGCAGAGGGCGGCCCGCGAGCCGGACGCGCCGCCGGAGGACAAGGAAUCAGAGACAGAAGCAAAGGUAGAUGGAGAGACUGCAUCGGACAGUGAGAGCCGAGCAGAAGCUGCUCCUUUAUCAGCCUCUACAGAUGAUACACCAGAGGUCCUCAACAGGGCUCUUUCCAACUUGUCUUCAAGAUGGAAGAACUGGUGGGUGAGAGGCAUCCUGACUUUGGCCAUGAUUGCAUUUUUCUUCAUCAUCAUUUACCUGGGACCAAUGGUUUUAAUGAUCAUUGUGAUGUGUGUUCAGAUUAAGUGUUUCCAUGAGAUUAUCACUAUUGGCUACAAUGUCUACCACUCCUAUGACCUGCCCUGGUUCAGAACCCUCAGCUGGUACUUUCUCCUGUGUGUCAAUUACUUCUUCUAUGGCGAGACAGUGACAGAUUACUUCUUCACUCUGGUCCAGAGAGAGGAGCCUUUGCGGAUUCUCAGUAAAUACCACCGCUUCAUUUCCUUUACUCUCUAUCUAAUAGGAUUCUGCAUGUUUGUACUGAGUCUGGUCAAGAAGCAUUAUCGACUGCAGUUCUACAUGUUUGGCUGGACCCAUGUAACAUUAUUGAUUGUUGUGACUCAGUCACAUCUCGUUAUUCACAACCUGUUUGAAGGAAUGAUCUGGUUCAUUGUCCCUAUCUCUUGUGUGAUCUGUAAUGACAUUAUGGCCUAUAUGUUUGGCUUCUUCUUCGGUCGGACCCCUCUCAUUAAGCUGUCCCCGAAGAAGACCUGGGAAGGCUUCAUUGGAGGAUUCUUUGCUACAGUGGUGUUUGGCCUGCUGCUGUCCUAUGUGAUGUCCGGGUACAGAUGCUUUGUCUGCCCUGUGGAAUACAACAAUGACACCAACAGCUUUACUGUGGACUGCGAGCCCUCCGACCUCUUUCGUCUGCAGGAGUACAACAUUCCUGAGGUGAUCCAGUCAGUCAUUGGCUUGACAACAGUCUGGAUGUACCCCUUCCAGAUUCACAGCAUUGCCCUGUCCACUUUUGCCUCGCUCAUCGGCCCCUUUGGAGGUUUCUUCGCAAGUGGAUUCAAACGAGCCUUUAAAAUCAAAGACUUCGCCAACACCAUUCCUGGCCAUGGAGGCAUCAUGGAUCGCUUUGACUGCCAGUACCUGAUGGCCACCUUUGUCAACGUGUACAUUGCCAGUUUUAUCAGGGGCCCCAACCCAAGCAAGCUGAUUCAGCAGUUCCUGACCUUGCGUCCAGAUCAACAGCUUCACAUCUUCAACACACUCAGAUCUCACCUGGCUGACAAGGGGAUGCUGACAGUUGCCACGGAGGAUGAAUAGGGGCCCUGGGGCUGAGACAGCAGGAGCAAACGGAGCAAGGGGCCAGGUUCCAAGGCAAGCCCCACUGAUGUGAUUCAGACAAUGACGAGGCUUCAACUCACUGUUUUUCUUUUUUUUUUUUUUUGGGGGGGGGGGUUAGAGUGUUUUUUAUUUGUGGGUUUUAAAAACAAUCUGUAUAUACUGUCUUUGUGCUUAUGAUUUGGGUCGUGGAUAAACUACAGCUUUGAGUUGGAAAGAAGUCACGGGGGUAAGACCAUUUGGGUUUUUUAAAAAAAGUUUUAACCUGAAAGACAGUGUUGUCCAACCAGGGUGCAUCUGCUUGUGCUUCUUGCUCCCAAGCUAGAGCCUCUGUUUCUGGGCUCGAUCAGAAAGUGGAUGUUCAUCUGUGUCUGAUCAGUUCAGGGGGUCCCCUGGCCUGUCGUCUUUGUAGCUGCUCCCAGCUGGGAAGAGGUGCAUAGCUUGGAUGUCUUUGCUACUGGAGAGCUUUCACCUGGGCUUCUCAAGAAUUCCUGCCCUGGAAUGAUGGGACAAUUGCCUUCUGUACGCCGGAGGGACAAAAGUUUGUUAAUUAGAUAAGCAUUCUACCCACAAAGUCCUGCGGAGUGUGAGCUCUGCUUUGAUAUGGGUUCACCUUACUUCAUCAUAGACCGAGAGGCGGCUUCAAUAUUUUUUUCUUCAGGAAGCACGAGAAAUUAUUUAUAAUAGUCUGAAAAAAUACACUGUAAUAUUUCAAGUGUAUGCAGUAGAAUGUACUGUAACCGAGCCCUUUUCCACAGGUUAUAGACUCAAGUGGCUCCUCUUGGGUAGUACAGCUAUGUCUUUUCAGGGACGCUACUGUUCACGUUUGUGCUGUAGACUUGUUGCUGCUGAAUCCUUUCUGGGGGCUUUCCUGUUAGGCAGGGAGCAGGGGGCUUCUUGUUCACUCACCCUUUGCCUGACCGACCACCCUAAUAGCUGCUGUGUUGUAUAUAUACUACCCUUACGGCAAGUGUGUAUCUGUGUGUUUUAAAAAAUCACUUCUUUCUUACAGUGAUUUCAAUUGUACCAUGACUUCUUCACUGAAACCACAAAAUCCUGCUUACAACUCUGGAAAACCUAACCUGAUUAGAGGUGUGACUAUUCUGAAGAUUACAUGCACAUUUAUAUAUAUAUAUAUAUAUAUAUAUAUAUAUAUAUAAUAUUAUAUAUAUAUAAUGUGACCAGUUUAGAUGUAGUUUGUAUUUUAUUGAGGGACCUUUUUUUCUUUUAAACUGUGAUUUUUUUUUUUUCCCCCUGCCUGAUUAUAGGAGUGAGGUUGACUUUGGGGCAACAAGUUCUUUGUCAGGACAAGAAGGGAGGUUAGGAGAGAGAACUUGGUGCCCAGGUGUUCGGUUAUUCUGUGCCAUGGUGGUUCUCAUUGCCAAAUGAGGGUGCAGUGACUUGCUUCAGCACCUUGGUCUGCUAUUGGUUCAUUCUGUUUCUGUUUAAAUCAGCCUUCCCUGGAUGUUCACAGUCAGCUUAGGUCACUGAUAUGUCUGGCGCAGGGCAGCCGGCCCCUCUCAACAUUGCAGCUCAUGAUCACUGCGUGGCUUUCUCCACGUUUGCAGCACUGAAGCCACUUUCCCCCCUCUGAGCUUGUACUUCCAUUUCAGUACAUGGCUUUUCUGGUUCAGGGCCGAGGCCCCUUAAAAACAAAAUGGGUUUUUACAUGGGGUUUCCGUUCUGGCUGUGUGAUCCUGAUGUGACCAUCUGGCAGGACACAGCACUUUCUUGGUCCUCAUCUUGAGUGCUCCCCUAAUUCCAGUGUUCUGUGAUUCUGGCUGAGCAAGUUCAUGUCACCAGAGGCUAAUUGUGGGUAUCGAGUUGUGGCCUGGGCACCCAAACAGCAAGAGAUUUCAGGCCAUUACUAAAUGCCUGACCUUGAGAUGAGUCAGUAGCUCACUGAUAAAUCUUAAACAGUGAAGGUCAUUAGUAACAAAUCUAGUUUUCACAUUGAAGAAUGAACUUGGUUUCUGAAACCAGAGACACAAGGGGUUGGUUGUUUCUGUUGCCUUAGUGUGGGCAUAUGGUGGGGGCCUUGGUGGCUGGAGCCCAGCAGCCCUUGCAGAAGACUGUCUUUGGGAUCAGGGUGCCUGGCACCUUCCUCUGUGGAAGUGGUCACCGAGGGGGCCUCUGGGGUCCUAGGAAACUGAAGCUGGAUUCUCACUAGAGCUCUCAGCAAGAAGCCCAGAAGGUCAGCUUGGGUUUUAUCUUCUGUUUUCCCCACCUGCUUUCUGGUCAGAGAAGAGGAAUUUCCUAGAGCCUAGUAGCCAGGAAAGCAAAGCCACCUUGUGUCUCUGAAUAUGCACAGUGUUUUUCCUUCUCCCAUUUGUUAGGAUAUUUCACCGUAUGGUCAAGAUGUAGGAGACUAUUUUAACAUACUCCUGGACUGAUCUUCAUGAAUGGCAUAACUUGCUUCAGAUCCAUUUUUUUGUGUGUGUGAGAAAUAAAAUGUGACCGAAACUGUGUGCUCUCCCUUGUUGUGACUUCAGUUUCUCCCUCCCAUGUGUGGUUUUCCAUUCCCCACUUGUUUCUGCAUCAUUAUUAUCUUGCAGUCCUAAUUUAGAAACCUUUGUUUUUUGCUCAGAAUCUAGUGAUUUCUGGAGGCACCUCAGGUCGGAGUCCUGAGCACCUUACUAGUGAGGUCACUGAGGGUCAGAGCAGCGAGAGUGCUUCUCCAGGGUCACCGGGCAGAGGCAAGCCUCAUUCCACCUUGCACUGCCCCGCUCACCAGGAUAGGGAUGAUCCCUGGCCCCACUUGCUUUUGUGAGAUGGUGUUAAGUGUGCCUGGAAUUCUGCAGCAUUGGUUCUUCAAGCCGAGGAGGCCCAGCACCAGGUUGGCACUUACAGAGGGAGCUGAUGAGCAAGGGUGUCCUGGAAACCUGGAGGUGGGGAGGGGUUCUGCAGAGGGCUGGGCCUGAGCAUCCUCCCUGGUGAGCCCAACUCGUGACUGCUCAUGAGAUGCCUGAGUCUUUUCCCCUUCACCACCCUCAGCAUUGAGAAAGUGUACAUGUAUGUUUUGCUUCUGAGAGUGAAAUCCCUAAGGCAACCUGGAUCUUAUUUGUGCUUAUUAUUUUUUGCCUGUUUCAUAUUCUGAGCAUAUUAGUAGCUACAGUAUAAUUAUAUUUUAAGUUAUUUACUCUUAGUGUUUUUUUAUAUUUUGUAUCUCUAAUUCUAUAAUGUAUGUCUGAAAUUAGUGUCUCACUUUUAGAAGGGGUGGAAUGUAACAUUUAAUCUUAUACAGGUGGACUUUGGAGCCAUUUUCAUAGUAUUUGUUUUUUCCCACUGGGCCGCUUCUCCUGUAACUUAUAUUUUUGGAAUCUUCCUGCAUAACACAUUUUAAAGAUUAAACAGACCCUGAAUUGAAUCUAAGCUACUUGCUGAGUUGGCUGGAAGAUGAUCCUAAUGGUUUCCUGAGUUCAGAUCUUCAAACUGUCCACGAGUCCCCAGCAGGCUCAGCGGCACCCCCAUGUCGAUGGAGGUGGUCGGGAGGAUGUAAAUGACUCAGGGCAAAGAGUGUUACUGCUCAGAAAACUCAACAAUGGCCUUUCUCUAUUAGGAACCUGCCCUAGGUCAAUUUCUAAGUAAGUAGAUUUCCAUUACUCUAUGCAAUGUGAUCCGUCAUUCUGGAACCUCUUCCUGUGUCCAUAAUAUUUUAGGCACCGUCACUGGCUUCCAGAGUAACUCCAUCUGGGCCUACCUUCCUUUCCCAUUGUGAUGAUGUGCUGAGUAUCAGGUGGAGUAGCGAGGGGGUGGUUUUACUUUUCCCAGGGUUCCCAUUCUUCCAGAGUCAGGGAGGGGAGGAACGGCUAGGAGGAGGAUGUCCAGGUGGCUGUUUAGACAUCACAAGACAGUGAACCAUGGGCAUACUCACUGUGCUUGUGUGCAGCAGGGACUCUGAAGAAGCAGCUAUAACAAAUCCUCAGCUUCUUCCCUAGAGGGGCUGAUUCUUGGCCAGAGUCUCAUUGUUCUGUCCUUGUCUUGGUCAAAAGGAACUUCUCUUUCCCUUGAUCACUCUCCACACAGUUGUCCAUUUUCCAGUUUUUGAAAGACAUUUGACACUCCCAUUGUCUGAUUUGGUUUCCCUUGUUGGGUAAGGGCCUGAUGGCCUGAUCUGCAGAGGGUGCUGCUCUUGGCCCAUAUGAUCAAGAGUGAACAGUCUCUUCUAGGCCCACCUCAUCUUGGUCCUGGACUCUGCUCAUCCACAUCUCUGCAGCAGGCAGGCAUUCUCAGUGAGGAAUGGAGUCCCAGCUGCUGACUGCUUGUACCACUGUCCAGUGUUCCUGUCUUUCUGUUCCUCCUGGCUCUGCCCUGUCACCGCCUUUCAGGUUGACUAGUAGGGACCUUACUACCUGGGCUCUCAGGUGGCUAGAAGUUAUUCUUACCUGGGGCUGUCUCUUAAUGGAGUAAGACUUUCACCUGUUUGUAGGUGGACUGUGUUUUCAAGAGCGAAGAGCUCACAGCUAUGAGGGCAAUUUGGGAGAUAUACUUUGGAUGUUGGGGUUCGUAGAAUAUUUGAGUAAUUUAUGAGACUAGAGGGCAGAAUAUGUGGCAUCUUAAGAUUUUAUGGGUAGUGGGUUUCAAAUCUCUUGGCCUUUUGAAGACCCUGUCCCAUCUCCUUCCCCUCUCCACCAAAUGCCUAUCUGCUGAGGCUCCUUUUUAUUCUUGAGCAAAUAAGAUACCAGCAGUGUAUUAUUAUUAUUAAUAAUAAUAGUUGCAAUAAUAGUCAUAGCGCUUAAUAUGUGCCAGGUAUAAUGCUAAGGGUUUAUAUACAUUAUCCCUUUUAAUCCAGAAAACAGCCUUUGAUUAGAUAUUAUUGUCCUCAUUUUAUAAAUAAGGAAACCAAGGCACCAUGACAGGCUGAUCUCACUGGUUAAGAAGAUAGACUUCGGGCUCGAAUAGCCCUAGGUUUAGGCAGGUUACUAAAUCUGAUGGGGUCUGACAGUCACCUCCCACAAGGGGUUAUUCUGAGGAUUUUAUGAGCUAAUGCAUGUAAGCAUUUAGCACGGUGCCUGGCACUUAGUAAGCACUCAAUAAAUGGUAGUUCUUGUCAAAUUCAAUAAGUAAUUUGAACCGAAGUUAGUGUAAUGCCAGAGACUGGGUUCUUAGUCACUACACUGUUACUUGCCCUGCACACAGCCUGGGUGUUCACAGUCUAGAAGAUUUUGAGAGAGGCAGGCCAACUUUAACACCCACCUACAGUGUGUGGGUGCAUCAGACUUCAUUUAGAAGGCUAGCCUGACAAAGGGAAAGAAGACAUGAUGAUGGGCAGCAAUUCUUCACUCUUAGUUAGAGUGGUUUCCGUGAGGUCUUGCCCACUUUCUGUUGCCCAUGGCCUGGGCUCUCCUUGGAGAAGGUUCUUACCUCUUGCCUGAUGCUGCCUCCACUCCAUGAGAGGUGAGGUCUUGUGACUCACUCUGGACCCCAUUUUCCUUUGUACACAGCUCAGUGGCCUGAGCAGUAUCCUGUAUGGGUGGGCCUCUCAAGGGCCAAGGAGAAUGGGGAAAAGAGAAACCUAUGUGGCAGAUUAUAGUACUGAUGGAAAUCUUAGAAGUUCUGCCCAUACCCUCACAACAUAAGUCAGGGGCCUUGUGUUUCGUGCUUUCUUAAAAGUAUUAAUGGGCAAGGGGUGCCUAGAUGGCUCAGUUGCUUAGGUGUCUGCCUUCAGCUCAGGCCAUGGUCCCAAGGGUCUUGGGAUUGAGCCCCGUGUCAGGCUCCCUGCUCGGCGGGGAGCCUGCUUCUUCCUCUUCCUCUGCUGUUCCUCCUGCUUGUGCUCUCUCUCUAUCUCAAAUAAAUCAAAUCUCUUAAAAAAAAAAAAGGUAUUAAUGGGCUAGAAGCAGAUGACCUCUUGAGAGGCUAGAUGGCAUGGAGUAUUUGUUUCUGGUGGAGUCUCGUUUAGCUAGAAUCAAGGUUAGUUUAAAGGAUCAGAUAGGUGUGUGAUGAAUGAACGGAAAACAAGCACUGGGAUUGCGUGAACAAUAUUUCACUUAGUUUUCCAAAUGGAGAUGGGGACUUGAGGGAGGGCAUGUGUUUGAGGUGGAGGGUUCUUUGCUUUGAAGGAAUCUUGCUGACAGAAUCCAUGAGAGUCUCAAGCCAAUGGAAUAAUCAUAACUACCAAUUGACCGUGGACUGUUUCCUGGGUGUUGUUGGGGAAUGAAGACUAGACUCAAAGCCCCGUUGUAUUUAAAGAAUGGUCUCUUCCCUUCAGUUAAAUAAUGAAGUAAUGACUAUGAAUGGAAUCAGGAGAAGGUUGUAGAAGUGUUCAGUAAGCAUCUGCUCUGACAGGCUGAUCUUAGUUUGCCCUCACGCCCUCCUGGACUCAUAUUUGCCAGGCCUGGCACUUCUUCCCUAAUUAUUGCAUCUGAUGGACACAGGUUGCCGUCUGUCUGUGAAGAAAUGGGCUCUCAACUGGGGACAGGGGCCCUCUGGACAUCGGGGCGACAAUGCCCUGUGUUGGUCUCCUGGGCACAGGGCAGGGCCUACCUAGCUCCUUGCAGCCUCCCUAGGGCUUUACCUAAGUAACACUCACAGGGUGUAAGUGGACUUAGCCACCUGGUGAUUCUGUCCCAAGUGAAAUUGUGUCUCUGAUACUGUUUUUGUCCUUGGCUCCCGGAACACAUCUGCUUCUCCCCUUCAUUCAGUUUAUGGACUGGGCUUGCUGCCUUUGUGCCUAGAAAUGCCAGAAUAGGAAGGGAAUUCUAGUUGGCAGAAUGAAUAUCCAUAUUCUUCUAAGAAUGUCCUUCAUGUGCUGCUUUGUUUUCAUUCACAGAGUGUCGUGUCACUCCUUAGGUCAUCCUGGCUGGGUAUCUGGGGAACUGGUUAGAAAGGGGAAGAGAUGAGUGGACAUCAUGGCCAAUAAAAGCAAAGGACUUGGAGCUGCAAGAACAAGUCAGGACAGAAUGCAGAGAUUUGUUGCCCUCCACCCAGAAGACGGGUGAGAAGCCACAGGAGGCAAAGGAGAGGCCAGGCAGGAGUCCUGUGGCUGAGGGCAGACUAACGGGGGGCCAGCCCUGUGUUUUGUGGGUGCAGGGACCAGAAACAGAGCUCAGAAGCCUAUCCAGGAAGAUUCAAAGCUCACGGAAUAUGGACUAUCCUCUGGAGCUGAUGCUGAUAGCAAAUUUUUAUUGAUGCUUCAUACUUUCCUAAAGGGAAGGGGAAAACCAAAGUGGGUGAGGUAGGGGGCCCCUCUGUGGAAGCCCCAGGAGCUCUGGGGUGUUGGGGGAGCUGGGCACAGCUGUGGAGCUGCUCCUCAAUUCUGUCUUGCUCUGAGGAUCGAUUUAACCCGAAAGCUCCCCCAGACAGAAACACCUCCCUGCCCCAUUGGGGAGUGCCAGGCAGUCACCUGUGGCCCAUCCCAGCUGUGUCUGUGCCACCCAGAGGUUAGCCUGUGUGUACCCUGCCUCCUCAAGGUCAGUGUCUCUGCUCCUCCCCUCGUGCGGUGUGAUUCAGUCACGUCAGACGGGUAAACUGGUACUAACACUUGCUUUUCCUGCGCUCACACACUGGUAGCCUUGGAGCAGCUCUUGGGGGUGUAUGGAGCCCACCUGACAGUCCUUAGGGCCUCCCCAGAUAGGUGUGCUGCGGCUGUGCCCUUUACCUGACCUGGGGGUUUGCGGAAUCCAUGUGUAUUAGCCACAGCUGACCUUUCUCUGUGUUCUGAUCUGUGUUGGAACAGUACAUGUAGAUUCUUUUUCAGUGCAGUUCCAGAACAUCAUGUAUUGUACAUUGGGAAAUAUUUACCUUAUUUAUAUACCUGAAUGUUCCUGUUACACAAAUAAACAUCUAUUAAGUUCUG